GAACAAAAGAAAAUACAUUGUAUAAUGUGAAUAUAAAACAUUUAGGUUGUGAUGAUAAGUGACUACUAAUAGUGUAUAGUUAAAAUUAAAAAUUGCAAGGUCAACCAAAUAAAUUUACGAUAUCUUCGAGUGACAAUUCAAAAUAUUCUUCUAGUAAAUAAUCGAAUGUUUGGAAUAUUCACAGAUAAAUAACAGUAGGCCAGAAGACGAUUUAAUGUAGUUCAGUCGGUCAAUGAGUAAAACAGAAUGAAGUUCAGUCUAAUUUUUUUUGGUCAUUUAGUGCUCACGCUGAUUUGUUAUGGAAAUGCUUCAAGCAUUUUAUUUCUUGAAGCCAUAUGCUGCUACAGUCACUACACAUUGGGAUGGAGCAUUGCAAGCGAACUUGCGUCAAGAGGUCACCAAGUAACUCUGGUAGCUGCUUACAAACAGCAAGACACACACACCAAUUUAAAACAGAUUGUUAUCAACACAUGCACAACUUGGCAAGGUGCCCCGCACGGUGAGGAAGCUCUGUUUUUGUUAUACGUAUUAAUGACAUCCUGUGAGACGUAUAUAGUCUCUUUGGCGGAUAACGGGAUGACAUGUCUUCAGCAGCAUCCUAGGGAAGAGCAGGAGUUUUCCAGAAGCUAUGGACUGAUGGGAAGUUAUUUGAGUAGAAACAUAUUUACCAUCUACUCGUACCGUCUAGUUAAACAAAAGUUGAAAUAA
Molecule: messenger RNA, 708 nt
Organism: Acanthoscelides obtectus
Lineage: Eukaryota; Metazoa; Arthropoda; Insecta; Coleoptera; Chrysomelidae
Source: the annotation of a GenBank genome assembly